AUGACGUCGUCCCGCGACAUAGAACGAGCUCCAGAGCUUUUUCGGUGUGCUAUGUAUACUAUGUAUGCCUUAGCCUUUCUUUACCUUUAAGUUGGGCAUUUUUCAGUACCUUUUUGACCCGCAACCUUAAAUAGACUCUUUAUCCCCCCCUCUUUCUUCCCUCUAGCUCGUACUUUCUAUCUCUAUCGACUUUCUUCAGACGGAGUACAACAGUAUCAUCAUCAUCACCACCAUCAUCAACCGCGAGAAUACCCCUCAGCUUUUUGAAAGACUCUACUUACUACUACCUAUAUAUCAAGUCUACAUCAUCAACAACAAACUCAGCUUCGUAACCAUGACCGCAGAAGUAUGCCCCGUCGUCGGAACGACAAACCACACUCUACCCCCUUCCCACCCCGAGAUCGACCUCUCCAAGCCCGGCCAGACGUGCCCCGUCGUCGGCGCUAAGACGGAGCACCACGCGAAGCUGCACCAGCACCCCUCCGUCCCCAAGGAGGAGGUCUCCUCCGCCACGACCAAGUCCGUCGGCUCGGCCGACGCCCAGGCCUGCCCCGCGCUGAAAAGCGUCGUCAACGACCCCAAGAGCCAGGAGAUGGACGACCGCGUAUGCCCCGUCGUCGGCCCCGUAACCACCGUCCUGCCCCCGGACCACCCCAGUACGGCCGACAAGGCCGACGGAGACGUGUGCCCCGUCACGAAAGCCAAGGUCGGCCACCACAAGGACAAGGUCGUCGGCCACCCCCCGGUCGAGGGAUCGUCGGGGGUCUGUCCCGUGACGGGGGCGAAGCAGGCCUGAAAUCCCUACCAUACCUACCUUAGGUACCUACCUAGGUACCUAACCUAUAUAUCAAGCAUGCUUGCUUUUAUUUACAGGUGAAAUUGAUUCCAUCUAAUCUGCACACACACGGCGUCAUUCGGUUAGGUGGCAGGAGAAACUUGGUCUUGUUUUGCACGUUUACGUGUUUACCCCGGCGGUAGGCUGUCCUACUAGAUUAUAGAUACCUACCUUAGGUUGUCAUAUUAUAAGACGACUAUAAGCUGCGAUGAAAUAUACCUAUACGAAACACAACACAAAGAAGCACGGAAAGGGGUAAAUAUAUGAGCAUCAGUUUGUUUCAAAAAAAUUCCGCGAUUGUACCCUUGUAAUUAGUGAACUCUGAGAUGGGACAUUUGACUACAGUUACUUACGGAUAAUUUGACACUAUUAAGAUAAGAAA
Daldinia caldariorum is the source of this 1217-nucleotide messenger RNA. RefSeq lists its product as uncharacterized. The coding region runs from base 335 to 796 and encodes 153 amino acids. The transcript is spliced from 2 exons. The record is from RefSeq and is a predicted model, not a curated record. NCBI's taxonomy places the organism in Eukaryota, Fungi, Ascomycota, Sordariomycetes, Xylariales, Hypoxylaceae.